Molecule: messenger RNA, 1497 nt
Organism: Epithele typhae
Lineage: Eukaryota; Fungi; Basidiomycota; Agaricomycetes; Polyporales; Epitheliaceae
Product: acyl-CoA dehydrogenase/oxidase C-terminal
Exons: 10
Coding region: 1-1497 (498 amino acids)
Biological process (GO): lipid homeostasis; fatty acid beta-oxidation using acyl-CoA oxidase
Cellular component (GO): peroxisome
Molecular function (GO): fatty acid binding; acyl-CoA oxidase activity; FAD binding
Source: RefSeq, a predicted model, not a curated record
AUGCUCGAUCAAAUGCUGCCUUUGCAGCUACAUGGCACUGGUACGUCUUAUCCGACACUCACGAGCGACGCACUGGGAAGAACAGCAGCACAUGACGUUGUUCAAGCACGUCUUAUUUUGCCGUCCGGAUUCGACGCGGGGCCACAUUUGUUUCUCGUCCAAUUGCGGUUGUUGGACGAUCACGCGGUGCUCCCUGGGAUCAUCGUUGGGGACAUUGGUAUGCAUUGUGAGGUCGACAACGGUUAUGCGCGGUUCGACCAUGUCAGGAUUCCCCGCAAGCAGAUGCUCUCUGCGUUCGCGUCUGUGACGCCCGACGGCAAAUACGUCACGCCUCCACAUGCGAAGCUCAGCUACGGUGGAAUGCUUUACAUUCGCUCCGGGAUGGUCGCGUCAACAGGCUGGACAAUCGCGAAGGGUAUCACAAUCGCGCUGCGAUACGCAACCGUACGACGACAGGGAGCCGAUGGGUUGGAACGGCAAGUCAUCACCUACCCGUCCGUCUACAUUCGCCUCGGAAAGAGCCUCGCGAACGCAUUCACGCAACUGCUCGCCCAACUUUCAUUAGGAAACACGUCGUUGCUGGCGGAGAUGCACGCGACGCUGAGUAGUCUCAAGGUGCUUGUGUCCACAACAGCGGUUCAAUGCCUGGAGACGGCACGGCCGUCGAUGGGCGGACAUGGCUUCAGUGACUUCGUUGGAGUGGGUCGUUUGUAUACGGACUACGUUCCCGCUGCCACGCACGAAGGCGCUUCCGACGCUGUGGUCGUCAACAAGGCUGUCUCCUCGACUUCUCUCUCUCUCAUCCCAACGACGGCGUAUCUCCUGGUUCAAGAACGAGCAGCAUGGGCCGCCGGUCCCGAUGCAAGCAUGGACGCUCCUGUGGCACGCGCCGUCUCCGACCCGUUCGUCGCUGCGCGCGUCAACGAGCUCAGUCAGGCUCUGGAUGGACCGAACACGGGUGUGCUACGCAAGCUCUUCCAGCCGCACCUGCUCACGACGGUGGAAGCGGGUUUGGUGGACAUGCUGUCGUUUGGCGUAUUCUGGGCAGGGAAGCCCGGGGCGGACGUGACGCGCGGGUUGCGCGUCGGGAUCAAGAGGACGUGCGAGGAGCUGCUUCCGGGGACGAUCGGACUGUCGGAUGGAUUUGGAUUUGCGGACUGGGAACUGGAUAGCGCGCUCGGUGCCUUUGAUGGAAACGUCUACGAGAACUUGUGGGAGAGAGCGCAGGCGGAACAGCUGAACCGUGGUGAUGCCGCUGACGCUUACGAUUUGACGCAGAACUUGAAGAAGCACAUUACUCCAGCGAGGCCAGCGUCUGUCUGGGUACCGUUCGAAGCUAUAAUCAUCAUCCGUACAUUCAUACCUGAACAUACCUUCCUGCAACAACUCGCCACGAUCGUCCCUGCGUGGCCGGCCCACCACACCCUGCGCCUCGAGUUCGGCAAGCCUUUUCCCUCAGGCGUAGUCACGGGUGUUCCCUGGGCUGUCUCUGUCUGA